Biomphalaria glabrata is the source of this 1985-nucleotide messenger RNA. RefSeq names its product cysteine sulfinic acid decarboxylase-like. The record is from RefSeq and is a predicted model, not a curated record. Lineage: Eukaryota; Metazoa; Mollusca; Gastropoda; Planorbidae. The transcript has 16 exons. Gene Ontology annotation, biological process: carboxylic acid metabolic process. Gene Ontology annotation, molecular function: pyridoxal phosphate binding; carboxy-lyase activity. Gene Ontology annotation, cellular component: cytoplasm. The coding region runs from base 341 to 1816 and encodes 491 amino acids.
AAAAUGUCUGGGUACGAGUUUAGGGAGUGGGUGUGGCAGUAGACGAGUAGUCGAGAGAUACCAUUCUAGAUCUCACUAGAUCUAGAUUAUUUCUAGAUUAUUCUAGAUCUAGAUUGAAAGCAACGAACCUGAUUAUGAUGAUAGCCUAGUCUAGAUUAAUAGAUCUUAAGUGCAGUAGAUCAAGUUAGGGUAAAACAUCCAUUCACUUGUGUAACAGUAAGACUUAGUUAUAGUAAGAGUAACAAUAGUAACAUUCUUCAAUUCAAUCAAAGGAAAAGGCCCCGAGUCUAUCCAAAAUCUAGAGUCUGGAAAUACUUUUCAUUUAGAUCUAUCCACAAAAAUGUCUGUAGAAGGUCAGACCUUCACUGAUUUAGAUGUAGAGGGCUUUCUUGGUGCUGUUCAUAAACUCAUCACAGAAGAGGCAUUUGUUAAGGGGACUAACAGAGGAAAUCCUGUGUUUGAGUUCAAGCAACCUGAGGACCUUAAGACUCUAAUAGACUUUGAGAUAAAAGCCAACCCAUCAACACAUGCUGCCAUUCUUGACGAGCUAACCAAAAUAAUCAAAUACAGUGUUAAAACAGGUCAUCCAUACUUUUUCAAUCUGUUGUUUUCUGGGCUAGAUCCAUACUCUCAAGCAGGGUCAUGGGUCACAGAUGCUGUCAACUCAAACAUGCACACUUAUGAGACAAGUCCAGUUUUUAUCUUGAUGGAAAACUACAUGUUUAAAAAGCUGACAUCCAUUGUAGGCUUUGAUGAUGGAGGGGGUCUCUUUUGCCCAGGUGGCUCUGCAUCAAAUCAGCUUGCUCUCCAUAUUGCAAGAUUUAACAGAUUUCCUGAAAUUAAAAAAGUUGGACUGUACGGCUUGCCCCGCUUGCGAUGCUACAUUUCAGAAGAUGGGCAUUACUCACUAAAAAAAGCUGGCAACUACCUUGGCAUAGGGGAGGAAAAUGUUGUAACCAUACUAACAGACAACUCUGGCCGAGUACUACCUGGCGACCUACAGCAGAAGGUAGUUGCAGACAUUGAACAGGGCUACAUACCUAUGUUUGUUAUGGCGACCUGUGGUUCCACUGUUCUGGGAUCUUUUGAUUCCUUACCAGAGCUGCAGGAUAUUUGUCGUCGCUACAACAUGUGGCUGCACUGUGAUGCUUGCUAUGGUGGGGGUGUACUCCUGUCUAAACAACACCGUCAUCUUUUAUAUGGAAUAGAGGGAUGUGAUUCGGUGUCCUGGAAUUUUCACAAGAUGAGUGGCCUCCCCCACCAGUGUGCUGCUUUAUUAGUGAAAAACAAAGCAAUAUUACUAGAGGCUAAUUGUUCCAAAGCUGAAUAUUUAUUCCAGGCUGACAAGUUUUAUGAUACAAAUUAUGAUAUAGGAGAUAAAUCUAUACAGUGUGGUAGGAAAGUAGAUGUCUUGAAGCUUUGGACCCUGUGGAAGGCUAUAGGAGACCUUGGGAUGGAGAAUAGAAUCAACAAAGCUUUUGAAAAAGCAAGGUAUAUGGUAGAUCUGUUAAAGAAAAGUCCAGGGUUUAGACCAGUUUUACCAGAAUUUCAGUGUGUCAGUGUCUCCUUCUGGUACAUCCCAGAAAGAUAUAGAGGGCAAGAGGAGACACCAGAGUGGUGGCUGGCUAUCCAUAAGGUAGCUCCGGAGAUAAAAAGAAGAAUGGUUGAAGCUGGCACCUUAAUGAUAAGCUACCAGCCAAUGUCUUCCAAAGGAUUUGUAAAUUUCUUCCGCAUUGUUCUGCACAACCCAGCAUGCACCCAAGGAGACAUGAAAUAUAUUAUUGAAGAAAUAGACCGACUAGGCAAAGAUUUAUAAAAAUUAUCACCAAAAAUUUGUGGGAGUUGCUUUAUUGAAACUUAAUGCUAUUGAAUUUUAUAUUUAAAAAAUUGACUUUGUUAAUAACCAAGGAAAUAUUUAUGACUUUAACCAUUUUUUAAAGUAAAUUAGGCUACAUAGUUCUGUAAUAAAAUAGUGGACUAAAUAG